UAAGCGAGAAAAUGUUCGAGGUGUCGUCCUUCGCGUAAAAAACUGUGUGAAAUGAUACUCUUUAGAAAAAUUUGCAGACAAAUUUAUCCCGAUUUAUCACAGUGAGAAAAAAGAAAGCAAAGAUGCUUGCACCUUUGACAAAACGGACUUUGUUACAACAGCUAGCAUUUGUUCGUCGUUGUGGAUCUACCUCCAGCACAGAUUCAUGCGACCCCUUCGAUCUAGUUAUUGUUGGGGGUGGCAUUGUUGGAUGCGCCACUGCCCGAGAAAUGAUGAUCAGGCAUCCCAAGUUAAAGAUGGUGAUCGUCGAGAAAGAAAACGCUCUGGCUAAACAUCAGACGGGACAUAACAGUGGUGUAGUACACGCUGGCAUUUAUUACAAACCUGGCAGUAUGAAAGCAAAACUAUGUGUGGAAGGUUUAAAAUUAUCCUACGAAUACUUCUGCAAACACGAUGUACCCCACAAUAAAGUUGGAAAACUCAUAGUGGCUCAGAACAAAGACCAGGUUAAAAGAUUGGACGAUUUGUACGAUCGGGGACUAAAAAAUAACGUACCGGAUCUUCAAUUAGUCGAGAAAGACUGCAUAUCUAAAUACGAACCUAAAUGUCAAGGUGAAAAGGCAUUGUGGUCGCCAUGGACGGGUAUAGUUGAUUGGGCAUUGGUUUGUAAACAUUUCGCCCAAGAUUUUGAAAAGAUGGGCGGCAAAAUAUUUUUGAAUUAUGAAGUUACCGGUUUCUCGGAGAUGACAGAAUCCAAAGGAAAAGGUGAAUUGGCCCCAAUUUCGGUGCAGUCCAAGGAUAGAUGUGUACCAACGAAAUACGUGUUAACGUGUGCUGGUUUGCAUUCAGACCGGCUAGCAGUAAUGACAGGGUGCGAUCUCAGUCCACGAAUCGUUCCAUUUCGAGGUGAAUACUUAUUACUGAGUGAGAACAAAAAGCAUUUAUGUACGACAAAUAUUUACCCUGUUCCGGAUCCCAGAUUCCCCUUUCUGGGCGUUCAUUUCACACCUAGAAUGAAUAGUGAAAUAUGGCUUGGGCCAAAUGCCGUCUUAGCAUUUGCCAGAGAGGGUUACCGGUGGCGUGACGUGAACAUAAAAGACUGCUUAGAAAUGGCGAAAUUCCCUGGAUUGUACAAGCUCUGUUUCCGAUAUUUUAUACCAGGUUGCAAAGAAAUCAUCAAAUCAAUUUUUUAUCCACUUGCAGUGAUAGAUUUGAAAAAGUUUAUUCCCGAGGUAUCUGUCAAAGAUAUUAAAAGAGGACCAGCGGGUGUUAGAGCACAGGCAUUGGACAAUAAUGGUAACUUGGUAGACGAUUUUGUUUUCGACGGAGGAAAAGGUAGCCUGGGUGCCAGAGUAGUGCAUUGUCGCAACGCGCCUUCACCAGCCGCAACAAGCUCUAUGGCAAUCGCUAAAUUCAUUGCCGACAAAUUGGAUGCUGACUUCAAAUUUUAACGAGUCUAACAAAUUUCAUCUCAAAGAGAAUAGUAAAUUUCAAAAAAUAUUAAGUUCUUCGCAGCUAUGUAUGAAACUGUGUUAUCCGUAGAAAAUGCACGUCUGAGAAUAAUCUC
Molecule: messenger RNA, 1567 nt
Organism: Habropoda laboriosa
Lineage: Eukaryota; Metazoa; Arthropoda; Insecta; Hymenoptera; Apidae
Gene: L2HGDH
Product: L-2-hydroxyglutarate dehydrogenase, mitochondrial
Exons: 8
Coding region: 123-1451 (442 amino acids)
Molecular function (GO): (S)-2-hydroxyglutarate dehydrogenase activity; (S)-2-hydroxy-acid oxidase activity
Source: RefSeq, a predicted model, not a curated record